AUGGGGGAUGAGGUGGUGAUGGAGAGGAAGAAAGGGAGAAGAGGAGAAAUGAAGGACAAUGGGGAAGGUUCAGUUCCAGGACAGGCUUACUUACAUUGACACAGACAAAUUGGCUGAAUUUAGCUGAGUUUCAAAGCAUGCUGUUGCAGCUGCCCUCGGCAAAGGCCAAAAAACAUAUUCACCUGAGAUGAUGUUGUAAACAGAUUCUGACCCUAGUGAUGGGGGGGGGGGGAAUCGAUAGUUACAUAUCGCAAUAUUGUUUUUUUUACAAUAUAUUAUAUAGAUAUUUGUACCUGCGCCAAAACUCAGGUAUUUUUCAUUCUAUAGCUUGUUUUCCAUCUUUUUAAAUAGUGAUCCAACAUCUUUUCAGCACUGACUGAUCAAAACUCAUUUUCUCAUCCCUUCUCUCUGCAGCAGAUGUAUAGGGUGGGCUGCACCAACAUGGAUUAACUCUUAAACUGGGUUAAAUCAAGGUUUAUCAUUUAAUCUUGUUGCACCAAGUUUUUUAACUAAUCAUAGUUAAAAAUGUAAUCCUUCUUCUAAACUAAGUUUAAUUUGGACUGUAAUAUUGUUGCACCAUUGUUUUAAAAUAAAUGUUAAACUUUGUUUAGGGAUUUAAUCGAAACUACCACUGGAGGAGGUUUAAGUUAAUCAAAUGUCAGUGUAUGUGCUUUAUUUUCAGUGUGAUACAUUUUUUUAUCAUGUUUGUAUAACUCAACUAGCCAGCUAACUUUUGGACGGUGGCAGGUAGCUUAGCGGUUAUGAGCGUUGGGCCAGUAACCAGAGCCGACUAGAUUAAAAGUCUGUCGAUGUGCCCUUGAGCAAGGCACUUAACCCAAAUUGCUCCUGUAAGUCGCUCUGGAUAAGAGCAGCAGCUAAAUGACUAAAUGUAAAAAAUGUUUUUCUUCAUUAGCCCGAAGUGAAAAUUCACUUUGCUAGCUAGCUAACAAACUAGUAAUGACCAGUGCUGGUUUGUUUCCGUAGAAAUUGAAUUUGAACAUAUUGCUAUGGUAAAUCCAUUAUGGCAUGUGUCACUAGUCAUAGGGUGCCUUCGUAAAUUCACUCUGGCUAUCUACUCUGAUUUCAGAGCACUCUCGUCUGAGUGUGCCAGAGCGCAGAAUAACUGAUUUUAAUUUUCGAACUCUCAACACCCGUUGAAUAUGGCCAGUGUCAGUAAAUGUCGGCAAUAAAGCGUAAUUAAAUUGUUGCCAGCAGCACAGUUACAGUCACCAACGCUCUGGAUAACAUGAAAACAGCCUAAACAGCUCUGCUAGCGCGAGUAAAAUGGUCAGAGUGAGGUGUUCUCUCAUUUGUGUCUGGAAGUAGCUAGCAAGCUGGCCAACGUUAGCCAGUUAGCUUGGGUGCUUGACUGCCGUUGUGGUCACAACGCUCGGAUCAACCCUACUCCUCGGCCAGAGCGUCCAGUGUGCGCUCUGAAUGCUCCGAGAGUGAAACGCUCUGAAUUUAUGAACGGACAAUCUGACAACGCUCUGAAUUUACGAACGCACUCUGGCACUCCAGAUUGAAUUUACGAACACACCCUUAGUUUAGUGAUUUAUUAAUCCUGUCUUUAAAAUUAAGUGGUGCAAAACAUCUCUGAUUUAAUUAUAAACCUAGAUUUACAAACUCUAGAUUAGGUCUAAUCUAAGAUUCAUUUAAACCAUGAGUGAGCGAUAUGUUUGGAACAUCAAAUCACAAUAAAAUCACAGUAUCGAAUCGCAAUAUAUAUAGAAUCGUGAUAAUCACAAUACAUAUCGGCACGUAAGUGUCGUGAUAAUAUCGUAUCGUGAGGUCUCUGGCAAUUCCCAGCCUUAUCUGACCCUAGAUUACUUUUUUUUUUUUUUUUUUUUUUUUUUACAUAUCUUUAACGACAUGCAACAUUGAUGAAAAACAACUGGUAUAGUUCUCCAGGUUUAGAGGUCCACUCAUAGAUACCAUUGCAUUCAGAAUCAAACUCACAAAGCAGUGCUUGUGCUUUUCAGCUAGUGCUAGCUGCUCCCUCAGUCUCCCAUUAUUUUUCCACAGGAGUUAGCCUAUCUCUUCUCUCUCAUUAUCUGGUCACUGAGUGACUUAACCAUCUGUGACACGGAAUCGGUGCCUUCUCAUUAGGUCCUAGCCUGCAGCUGGGAUCAAAUACUCUACAUCCACCAAUGCAAGGCAGCAGUCAACCUCUUUACCCUUGACCAUUGUUGCAGACUAAGCGCUUCUCUGCCUGCCCACUAAUCUCUUCCAUUGUUUUUUUCUGCAUUUGUUUGAGAUUUUAAACCUUACAGCGUCUUGUCCUACUCAGUUCUGACCCCGCACCAAUGUCAAGCCUUGUGACCAUUUGAAACGAGGGUUAAUGAAAGGUGAAACAAAUAGAUGAUGGAAACAACUGUCAGGUGCAUUGGAAACCAACUUGGGGCAGCAUUGAACAGUUUUCCACACAAUAGCCCAAUAGCCCCCUUCCAAUCCUUGAUUUCCCUGCCGACUUAAGGAAAGGUCGAAAACAGUAGCGUGGCCCUUGCCAGGUGGCUGUGCUUGCUUGUCUGUUUGGCAGCAGUGCUUGCCAGUGGCUUUGGGAUGCUGUGUGUCAUUGCCAGCUCUGUGCUUAUUGUAUCAGAGACAAAGCUCCCGGAGUGUCUUAGAGUGCCCUGGCUCUGCCCUCAUCCCGGCCCUGGUUACUGUGGUCCUCCCAGGUUAUGUAAUGGUCUGCCCUCUUUGUAUCGAUAGUCGCCCUGGCUAUUUUUACCAAGGUCCGCUCCCAUUCCUACCGUUCAAUACUGUCUCCUAUUGAGCAAAAUGCAUACACUGACACGCUAGCAUAGAGUGACCUACCGUGAUACAGACGGAUGGAUGCCUUGUAAUCCAUGGCGAUAACAUGCGCCAUACAAAAUGAAUAACUAGUAAACCAUGAAUGGUGUUACUCUUCAUCAGCUUAACACUUUAACAGUCGCACGGAAACACUCCAAGAUGCUCCUUCAAUCAUUGAAGCAUGUACUGUAUAAACAUACAUACUGUGAUUAAUUAUUCAGUAAACACAUAAGCACUCACACACUUCUGUGGAAUCAUACUUUUAAAAUAGUACACUGAAACACUCUCCCAAGUGUUCUAAAUACAACAUGCACCCUUCCUGCCAGCAGAGAGAAGAUCAGGACCCAAACUGUAUUCCUCCUCAUGUGUGGACUGUACAGCUGUAGUGUGUCCAACUCCACUGAACUCUGUCAUCAUGGUGCAGUUAUGCAACGUCCCCAGAGAGAGCUAGCAUGCCAAACAUGAUUGAACUCCUGGUCUGAUUUCUGAAAGCUGUAAUACACUGAAAGAUGGACCGGGUCGGUUGCCAGGGUCACUCUAUUAGAUGGGACAUAUUAUUUGUCAAUGCGAUGAAUGUCUCUAUAACCUACUCGGUGUGCGCUUGUUGACUACACUCAAUGAGAUACAGUAGAUCUGUGCCAAGCCUCAUGGCUAAAAGACAUAUGUAUUAUGUUAGUCAAACUGUAAGCUAAUUGUCAUUUCUAUCAAAGGGAAUUACUUCUCAGCCCUUGAACUUUAACCUCACCAUUUCCGCAGUAUUUGAUCAAGAUUUUUUGUUUUGUUUCUUAUUGAAAAAACGCCUGUAUUAAACCGUUGUACUUCGUCUUUAUUUGGUCACCAUUUAACAAACUAUUUUCUUGUUCUCUUUGUCUGCUCCACUCCUUUCCCUUCUGUCUCCCUCACUUUUUCUCUCUCUUUUUGCCCUCCUUUACUCUGUCUUCAUUUCCAUCUAUCUGUCUCCUUCCCCCUCUCUCCGCUCCCCACCUCUUCCUCCAUCUAGCUGUGGAGGUGAAGACAACUCUCCCCUCGGGGAUGCAGAGCCCAGUGGGCGGCAGUGAGCAGGGUGUUGGAGGUGGAGGUGGCGGCGGUCCCGUGGACCUGAGGACGGAUCCCAGGCUGGGACCCCUGGGCGGAGGGGUGGACCCAGGCAUGAGGGAGCAGCAACUGCAGCAUGAACUGCUUCUCCUCAAGCAGCAGCAGGAGCUUCAGAAACAGCUUCUCUUCGCUGAGUUCCAGAAGCAGCAUGAGGUGCUGACACGCCAGCAUGAGGUUCAGCUGCAGGAGCACCUGAAGGUAACGGGAUAAUUUUUAGGAAGGUGGGGGGGCAAGAGGUGGGGUUAGAAAUGGCUUUAGCCACACUGGCUACUGGACCUAUCAGUUAGUUUCAGGAAGUCAGUUUGAGCUUCAUUUGACUUCCCCUCUCUCUGGCUUUCGUUCCCCCUGGCGUCCCUGCAGCAGCAGCAGGAGAUCCUGGCGGCCAAGCGGCAGCAGGAGCUGGAGCAGAAGAGGAAGCUGGAGCAACAGAGGCAUGAGGAGCUGGAGAAACAGAGGCUGGAGCAGCAGCUCCUCAUGCUACGCAAUAAGGAGAAGGGCAAAGAGAGUGAGUAGUACACAUAGAGGACACACACUCACACACUGAGCAGUAUAUAUCUGGUGUAUGUAUGAAGAGAAGCUUUCAGCAAGUAAACACUGAAAUAUACGGUAGCUAUGUCCUAUCAGACACUUUUACUCAAUAGAGUGAUACAGUUUAGAUCCUGGUAUUCCAUAUCUGUUGGUCUUUGUUAGAGGUAUAAUAACUUUGUGUUAUGAUGGUUUGUUCCGGAAGGUGCCAUUGCCAGUACGGAGGUGAAGCUGAAGCUCCAGGAGUUCCUCCUGAGCAAAAAAGAGCCUGGCACACCUGGCGGACUGAACCAUUCCUUCCCCCAGAAAUGCUGGUGAGCCUAACCAUCAACAUCUAAUUUUAGUUCUAUGAGGCUGGCUAACGUUAGCUGCUGACACUAGCAGACUGGCCAAGAGCCAUGGAUGUUAAUGGUUAAUGAAUCUGGAGGAAGGGCUAUACCUUAGCUAGGAUUCUUAGAGCUCCUAAACUGAUCCAUUGACCCGGAGCGAACUGUUAAAAAUACUUGGAAAUCCAGAGUGGUAUGACUUGUUUACCUUCCUCAGGGGGUGUCAUGCCAAACGGAUAAAGAGGUUUUAAUAUAGUCAGAGAAUGUAUUGUAUACAUCACAAGUAGUAUCAACUAAUUCUGGUAUCUUAACUGUUGUUAUGGCUUCAUCAGGGGCGCCCACCACACCUCUCUGGACCAGAGCUCCCCCCCUCAGAGUAACACUCCGGGAACGCCGCCCUCCUACAAACUGCCCCCGCUACUGGGGACCUACGAGGGCAGGGACGAUUUCCCUCUCCGCAAGACUGGUGAGUGGAUGCACUGUGUGUGUGUGUGUGUGUGUGUGUGUGUGUGUGUGUGUGUGUGUGUGUGUGUGUGUGUGUGUGUGUGUGUGUGUGUGUGUGUGUGUGUUUGCAUGUAUGCAUUACUUUGAGGUACCUACCCAUGUAUGUCUGACAGUAGGUGUGUGUAGGUACAGUUGAAGUCGGAGGUUUACAUACACUUAGGUUGGAAUCAUUAAAACUCGUUUUUCAACCACUCCACAAAUCUCUUGUUAACAAACUAUAGUUUUGGCAAGUCGGUUAGGACAUCUACUUUGUGCAUGACACAAGUAAUUUUUCCAACAAUUGUUUACAGACAGAUUAUUUCACUUAUAAUUCACUCUAUCACAAUUCCAGUGGGUCAGAAGUUUACAUACACUAAGUUGACUGUGCCUUUAAACAGCUUGGAAAAUUCCAGGAAAUUAUGUCAUGGCUUUAGAAGCUUCUGAUAGGCUAAUUGACAUCAUUUGAGUCAAUUGGAGGUGUACCUGUGGAUGUAUUUCAAGGCCUACCUUCAAACUCAGUGCCUCUUUGCUUGACAUCAUGGGUAAAUCAAAAUAAAUCAGCCAAGACCUCAGAAAAAAAUGUGUAGACCUCCACUAGUCUGGUUCAUCCUUGGGAGCAGUUUCCAAAUGACUGAAGGUACCACGUUCAUCUGUACAAACAAUAGUACGCAAGUAUAAACACCAUGGGACCACGCAGCCGUCAUACCGCUCAGGAAGGAGAUGCGUUCUGUCUCCUAGAGAUUAACGUACUUUGGUGCGAAAAGUGCAAAUCAAUCCCAGAACAACAGCAAAUGACCUUGUGAAGGUGCUGGAGGAAACAGGUACAAAAGUAUCUAUAUCCACAGUAAAACGAGUUCUAUAUCGACAUAACCUGAAAGGCCGCUCAGCAAGGAAGAAGCCACUUCUCCAAAACCGCCAUAAAAAAGCCAGAGUACGGUUUGCAACUGCACAUGGAGACAAAGAUCGUACUUUUUGGAGAAAUAUCCUCUGGUCUGAUGAAACAAAAAUAGAACUGUUUGGCCAUAAUGACCAUCGUUAUGUUUGGAGGAAAAAGGGGGUUGCUUGCAAGCCGAAGAACACCAUCCCAACCGUGAAGCAGGGGGUGGCAGCAUCAUGCUGUGGGGGUGCUUUGCUGCAGGAGGGACUGGUGCACUUCACAAAAUAGAUGGCAUGAUGAGGAAGGAAAAUUAUGUGGAUAUGUUGAAGCAACAUCUCAAGACAUCAGUCAGGAAGUUAAAGCUUGGUCGAAAAUAGGCCUUCCAAAUGGACAAUGACUCCAAGCAUACUUCCAAAGUUGUGGCAAAAUGGCUUAAGGACAACAAAGUCAAGGUAUUGGAGUGGCCAUCACAAAGCCCUGACCUCAAUCCUAUAGAAAAUGUGUGGGCAGAACUGAAAAAGCAUGUGCGAGCAAGGAGGCCUACAAACCUGACUCAGUUACACCAGCUCUGUCAGGAGGAAUGGGCCAAAAUUCACCCAACUUAUUGUGAGAAGCUUGUGGAAGGCUACCCAAAAUGUUUGACCCAAGUUAAACAAUUUAAAGGCAAUGCUACCAAAUACUAAUUGAGUGUAUGUAAACUUCUGACCCACUGGGAAUGUGAUGAAAGAAAUAAAAGCUACUAUUAUUCUGACAUUUUACGUUCUUAAAAUAAAGCGGUGAUCCUAACUGAGCUAAGACAGGGAAUUUUUACAAGGUUUAAAUGUCAGGAAUUGUGAAAAACUGAGUUGAAAUGUAUUUGGCUAAGGUGUAUGUAAACUUCCGACUUUAACUGUAUGUCUGUACAUUUAGUGUUUCUCCUUUUCUGGUAUGAGUCAGAAUGAGUCAUCACAGCAGCAGUGUUGGUGAAGACUGGUGGGCAAGAGCUACAUACACACUCACGUAGAUAAUUAGGCCCACCCACAGACAAGCCGAUGGAGUGGGGUGGUACACUAAAUGGAGAUCGGAGACUUUCCAAUGAACAUGUGUUUUAGUCCAGUAGUAAGCUUAAUCUGGGUCUGAGAAGCUGACCCAUGACACCUAUGCUUAAAUAUAUGCUUGCUGUAUAUAUAUUCUUAAGGAUCCCCAUGGAUCUAGCUGUAAUUGUAUUGCGUGUUGUUGUGCUUACUGGGCAUUAUGACUGAAAGGUAUAACUCUGUGGCAAGAGCCUGCUGUGUGUGUGCGUAUGCUCCUUACUUCACCUCAUGUCUCUCUGAUCUUCCUCACCCCAAACACUUUGAUUUCUAAUCAAAUGAAAGCCAUACUAAAGCCAAUGAUGCUAUAAGGGCUGAAAGUCCUGUCUGCUCUACAUAGGUGGGGUGAGUGUGUGUGUGUGUGUGUGUGUGUGUGUGUGACGUCAAGGCGUCCAGUGGAAAGCAGCUCUAUUGGAGGCUAAUUAAAUUAAACCCGGGGCUUUUGAUUAAUUGCCCCAAUUCCUAUUUUUGCCCCUCCCUCCUUAUUGGUUAAUUCGGAUCCCCAUUAGCCUUUGCCAAAGCAGCAGGUAUUCUUCCUGGGGUCCAAUCCCCCUGUUUUAUUUACUUCCAUUAGUCUCAUUUGGUCUGUCGUUCAUUGCAUCAACAAUGGACUGAAAAAGCAGUUGUGUGAAGGAGGGGUUAGUUGCAAAUGGACAUUUAUUUCAGUGUUAGUGUCCCCAGUCAAUAAGAUAUAAAUAGCCCCAUUUGGAGCUGUCCACAGUACUUUUGGAUAGACUCUGCAUGAGCUGUUGCUCGUUUAUGGUUUCUGUUGUAUAUCUUUUUAAUUUAAACUCCCCUCUCUUUUGCUCUCACUCUCUCCUAUCUCUUUCUCUCUCUCCUCUCACUCUCUCUCUCCUCUCACUCUCUCUCUCUCCGACAGCCUCGGAGCCCAAUCUGAAGGUGCGUUCGCGGUUAAAACAGAAGGUGGCUGAGAGGCGGAGCAGUCCUCUGCUGAGGAGGAAGGAUGGGACAGUGAUAAGCACCUUCAAAAAGAGAGCCAUCGAGAUCUCUGGUGAGAGCUCGCGCACAAAUGCAUACAAAUACAUUGUACACUCUUCAGCUGGAAUUCCACACCCCGUGCCAUUUCAUAGUUGUAAACCAACCCCAGUGAGAAGCAUCCAGUUGGGUGAACCAUAACCCAUCUAAAAUCACACCCAACUUAACAUAAAACAGUCAUUUCAGCUCUGUUGGCCUGAUGGUAAAAGUAGACAUCCGGAGGGGCUGCGGCACUCUACACCUCAAGCUAAUUUCCCAGAAGGACCUAGUUACAUAACCCACUUAGCCAGGUUGGCUAUGUACACAUGCCACACAAUGCCUUUUCAGACCUAGAACUGGAGCUAGCUACCAUAUGCUAGGGUUAAGGGUUAGCCCUUUUAGCCCGUUUCCAUGUCAUGUGCAGAUAGUACGUAAACAUCGGGAUCGUAUAAAUGCUGGUUGUUCUCGAGACCACAAUAACAGAAGCUAUGCUUAUAGAGGCUUUUGAUUCGACUCACCCAUUUUAUCUGCUAAUGAAAGCAGAAGCUUUUUUGGGACUAAAUAUAGGGACUUAUUGGAGGCAAACAAAAAUAGCAGGGACUAAAGUGUAGGACACGGAUUCAUCCGUAAAGCUUGAAUAGGACAAAAGGGUAUGGGGUGGGGUUUGGGGGGUUAGCUGGCAGUGGAGCAGGGAAAAGGAGAACAGGGUUUUUGGGAACAUUCGAAUUGGGACUUGGAAUGUUGGCCUCUUGAAAGAGUCUUUUUUCCAAGUUCUCUGAUUCCAUGUAUAUGUCACCAAUGAUAGUCUAUUCUGUUUCUACCUUUCUGUAUACUCAUAGAAAACAGCCUGAUAAAACCUAAACAUUUCUCUUCACACAUUUGUACAGUACAGUUUGAUGCAAGCUUGGAGAAAGGCCUGGCCGUACCACAUAGGGGUUUUGGCGGUGGUGUCUGCCUGCCUGGGAUGCUGGGUUGGUUCUGACUCUGAGUGGCCUGUUCCAUUGUCAUUGCAGUGUCCUCCAUGUGCAGCAGUGCCCCUGGCUCCGGGCCCAGCUCGCCCAACAGCUCCAACAGCGCCAUCGCAGAGAACGGCUCCAGCGGCUCUGUCCCUAACAUCCACGCAGAGGUAAGAGAGGGGAGGGGUGUGGGGGGAUGCUAGGGGGUCAAGGGGGGCCUCCCCUCUGCACAAAAAAAUAUAACCCCUGAAAUGUGUGUUGCUGUUGGUCUGUGUUGAUGCAUUUUUAUAACACACCAUGCAACAUCCAUAAGAAUGCAAAAUGCAGCCUCUCCGUUGAAAAAAAGCUAAGGCUAUAGAUUCUCUACUGCUUGGACAAAAGGUUGCGGUUGCAGGCACCAACAGAGUGCAUGCUUUAUAAAAUGUCUCAUCACAUUAGAAGCAUUAGUAUAAAAAGUGUUGAAAGUCAGAGAGAUGCAAAUGGACCCAUUCUGAGUUGUGACUUGUUUAGUUGGUGUGAUUUUGAUCAACCCUGCUGUUUGUUAUAGAUCGAAUGCAAUGGGGACUUAUGAUGAGUAUUCCAUGACCAGGUAGACUGUGUUCUUUAGGGCUAAUAAUAGUUUAUUCUUUAUGCUUGUAUGGUCAUUGUGCUUAGCUGAAUAGUGAACUAGGGCGAGAGUAUAGCGGUUAACUGCAGUGAAUACAGCCUGAAAAUAAGCUUGAGUAGACUAGGGAGGCGGAAGGUUGGUCUGAUGCACACUGAGCAUCAAGUGGCCCCAGGAACAUCUUAACCUUGAGAGAGAGUGAGAGAGAGCGAGGAGGAGGGGAUGUAGGAGGGAGAGAGAGAGAGAGUGAGAGCCUGGAUAGCCAUGGCGUUCUGAAUGACUGCUGUCCUCCAUUUUGAUAAUAAAACCUGAUCCAUUGUUCGUUUUGUAAGAUGAUAAAUAUAGGCCUAGUUGCCUUAGCUAUUUCAUUACAGAACAUACUGUAAGUUCACUGAUCAGAACUACCAGUUCUUGGCCCUGGGACUUGAAUGUACCUUGGUAGUCAGGCUACUUACAGAAUAGCUGUAGCUGGAACACAAUAGCCCUCAGGCACUGUCUUACUGUAUCUGUUUUAGAAGACCUGUGUUUUAAUGGAUAAAUGUGUUUUGUAUUUGGUAGACCAAACCAUUGACUUGUGUGUAUAUACACACACACACACACACACAGAUGUGAUGAUUUGAAUUCAAAUGAGCAUUUUGUCCUCUCAUUCAGACAGCUCUCUCAACACUCAAUUUACAGCCAUCUCCCCCCUGCCAUUUUAUAACAACCAAAAAUACUUCCUCUCUCUUCUUUCCAGAAGUAGGGCAACACAAAUAAAAAGCAUUAGUCGAUCUCCGAGACCAUUUAUUUUCCCUCCCUCCCUGAAAAUACUUGAUUGCUGCCAUUCCCUCGAAGCAGAGAAACAGUCGACCGCUGAUGACAUAACAUGUGCCUUGUUAGCCUGCUCCCCCCCCCCAAGAUCGUUAUUGCGUCAUUGCCGCAGCAGCAGAUCCGGGCUGAUAAAUGGUCAGACGCACACAAAAAGGAGAGCGUGACAUUAGGGCAGUUUGCCAUGGACCGACACCUUGUUUGGGACGCAUGGUGACUUUUUUCAUUUUUCCUUAUUUUCCCUGUUUCAAAUCGUGAUUAUGUUGUGUCAGUCUUCCCCGAUAACAUCAUUAUCAGUGAGAGCCUGUGAAAAAGGCUGACCCUCGCCGGGGGGAGCUGAAAAAGAGAAUGGUCAGGCAGGGAGAAAUAUGGCCGUGUCCGAAUACCCAUAUUGCGUUCUAAAUAGUAUGCUUUUUGGGUAUGUGAAAAUUGUGAAAUUUAAAAAAAUGAUUAUGCUUUAUAUUCUAGGAUAUAAUACUAAUUUUGGCUUUUCAUCAAGUAGAAUUCGCUGCACACUAUUGAGGAAGAGAAUAGUAUUUUCACACUCACGUGUGUUUGACAACAGCUGAUAAUCAGAAUAGGGGACGUGCUCUACUAAAAUGAACGACUGGUGGGGAACAAGCACAAUUGCGCAUUAGAUGAUGCCUUCUCAUCAUAGAUGAUUAGUAUGUUGAUAUUUGUUGUUUACUGGAUACGUUUUUACUAAACAGUACGUUCUAAAUAGUAGUUAGUACUAUUAGUACACAGUAUGUAGUUUUAGUAAGUAGUAGGCAAGACAGAUUUCGGACACGGCCUAUGAUGUCAAAGAAGAUGAGAAUGCCCUUCUGAAUGGGUUUCUGUACAGUGUUAGCCAGGUGAACGCUAAAUGGCAAGUUUUACAAAAGCUCCUGAAAUGGCACUAGCUAGCACACCUGCACAAACAUUAAAUAACAGCCGUUUGUUCAAAGGGAACUGGAAGCCUCGGCAGCCUCUGGAGAGAAAUAUGUUGUGCGAGGUGAAAGAAUGAGUCACACUAAAUGGUUAGAGCUGCUGUCAUAUCUGUUUAUACUGCAGAGGGUCAGAUAGAACACAAGAUGGAUUCCUUUCUUCCCCUCUAUGUAGUUGUUGCUAGGGUAGAUUAAAUAUACAUGACCUGAUGGGAAGUUUUAGUGAGUUGGAAGACUUCACUCUGUCUCUCUCCCUCUCUGGAAAACACCCCCCGCUUUGUGUCCUCGCCCUCGCUCGCUCUCCUCGCUCUCUCAUCCCGCUCUCUUCUAUCUCGCUCCUCCUAUCCCUCUCUAGCUCAUCCCUCUCUCUGAUCCCCUCGUCUAGCCUCGCCGCGAUCUCCCCUCGCGUCGAUAUCCCCUCUUUCUCGAGAGAGAGAGAACAGACGAGCUAUCUCAUCUCUCUCUCUCUAUCCGCUCGCUCUCUCCUAUCUCUCUCUCUCUCUCUCUUCUCUCUCUCUCUGCACGCUUCUAUCCUCUCUCUCUCUCUCUCUCUCUCUCUGUCUACUAUUCUCCAUCUUUUCUCACUUUCUUGAACCUUUUAAUUCCCUAUAUCACACCCAUCCUCUCAAUCUCGCCCUUUUUUAACUCUCAGAUGUUCUUGCAUACUCUUUCUUUACCCCUAUAUCUCUCUUCCAUUCUCUCUCUCUCUCACUCACUUUUUCCUCCCUCUUUUCUGUGCAGCAGUUGCGGUCCCUCCACCAGACCCUUAACGCCGAUGGGACAGUCAGUCCACUGAGCCUCUACACGUCCCCCUCACUGCCCAACAUCUCCCUGGGUCUGCCAGCCAACUCGCACCUCACCGUGAGUACUAGACUGAAAUUCUGAAUACUAUAAAAUAAGGAUGGGCAUGAGUAAUGGAGUACUCGAACGGACGUCAAAACUCCAUCUUUAACCAGAGAACGAAAUGUUGUCUUGAAGACAACCUUAAUUUGCUUUGACUCGUGUUUCAUUUGUACAUGUGCAUUUGCGGGGCACAACAAAAAGAAAACCAAGCCAAGCAUCACACAGUUCUUCUCCCUAAAUUCUCUUUCCCCUCCGUGUCUCACUCACUCAAUUGUGUUCCGACCGCUCCCUCUACACACACGUGUUGAGUGCGCACGCAAGCUCCCGGUUUACCUACAGAAAUAAAUGCCUAUAAAAACGUAUCUAACUGAUGGGAUACACAAGCUACAUUCCUUGCCAAAUGACAACUUCAAAUUCAAAAUGGACUGCUUGAUUGAAGUAGGGAAAUAUGUUCCAACAACUAGCGCUGCAGUUUUGGAAAGAUUGUGUCCCGUCUAUUUUCCACUUAGGAACUUUGUGAAAUGCUAGUGCCAUUUAGAAUUGGUUAGCCUAGGCUAUAGCCCCCCUAAACAGUGAUGUAUGAAAAAACAUUUUCAUCAGAAUCAUUAAGCCUAGGCCAUCUCACCAAACAGAUGUCGUGGUCGUAAUUCAUCCCCAUGUAGUGUUCCAUGUGGAAUUGUUAAUCCAUUUGGAAAAUUCCAAAGAACAGGCAGAAUAAACUAAAUCGAACGUCGGUAUAUCGAAAAGAAGACAGAUUUUGGUUUGUAAACCUGAAAAAAAUAUUUCAACUUGCCAAAUUGAGCCCCGUUUCAAAUGAUCACUCUGUGAGAAUAACUGUUACAGACGUGAGAUGCGCAUCACUUUGUACUUUCUUUUGGAAAAAUAUUCUGUUAUGUAUUAUUCUGUUAUAUUACAUCAUGUUUUUUUUGUUUUUUUUACAAUACAAUAGGUGUCUCAGGAUUGUGAUAAGGGCUCGGGAAAUAAGAGCAUUUUGUCUGCUAAAUUAACAAAACAAAGCUAUGCCAUUGCACAGUCAUAGGCUUCUACAAGCAAGUGCCACUGCUGAGGUUGCUGCCUUUUUUAAGAUUGUGUUCCACGAUAUAAUAUAACCAGUCGAUAUUACGGUUUCAAUAAAUUAAGCUUAAAUAGCACUUGUUUUUUUUUAUUGUCUGAAUAUAUAUGGGGCAAUUUAGCAAUUAGGAUUUGUUAUCUGUAAUGGUUAUGAUAAAUUAGGCAUUGCUUCUCAUUGUUGGCAUAUAGAUAAAUGUGCACAUAUUUUUUUCCAGUGCGGGCCUUGUGUUCUAAAAAUAGCUUCUUUUUAAAAAAAAAUAUUUUUUACUCAAGUCAAAUGCCCAUCCCUACUAGAAAAUGUUCCCAACAUAGCAACCCAACAGAGUCCCCCAUACUGUAUGCACUGCAGGCCCAAGAAACCAGCUCUUGCAUGUGCACUACAGACGCCUCACAGGUCCUCAACUGGCAGCUUCAUUAAAUAGUACCCGCAAAACACCAGUCUCAAUGUCAACAGUGAAGAGGAGACUCCGGGAUGCUGACCUUCUAGGGAGAGUUGCAAAGAAAAAGCCAUUUCUCAGACUGGCCAAUAAAAAUAAAAUAUUAAGAUGGGCAGUCUGAGAUAUGGCUUUUUCUUUGCAACUCUGCCUAGAAGGUCAGCAUCCCGGAGUCGCCUCUUCACUGUUGACGUUGAGACUGGUGUUUUGCGGGUACUAUUUAAUGAAGCUGCCAGUUGAGGACCUGUGAGGCGUCUGUUUCUUAAACUAGACACUCUAAUGUGUUUGUCCUCUUACUCAGUUGUGCACCAGGGCCUCUCACUCCUCUUUCUAUUCUGGUUAGAGCCAGUUUGCGCUGUUCUGUGAAGGGAGUAGUACACAGCGUUGUACAAGAUCUUCAGUUUCUUGGCAAUUUCUCGCAUGGAAUAGCCUUCAUUUCUCAGAACAAGAAUAGACUGACGAGUUUCAGAAGAAAGUGAUUUGUUUCUGGCCAUUUUGAGCCUGUAAUCGAUCCCACAAUUGCUGAUGUUCCAGAUACUCAACUAGUCUCAAGAAGGCCAGUUUUAUUGCUUCUUUAAUCAGCACAACCGUUUUCAGCUGUGGUAACAUAAUUGCAAAAGGGUUUUCUAAUGAUCAAUUAGCCUUUUAAAAUGAUAAACUUGGAUUAGCAAACCCAACGUGCCAUUGGAACACAGGACUGAUGGUUGCUGAUAAUGGGCCUCUGUACGCCUAUGUAGAUAUUCCAUUAAAUAUCAGCCGUUUCCAGCUACAAUAGCCAUUUACAACAUUAACAAUGUCUACACUGUAUUUCUGAUCAAUUUGAUGUUAUUUUAAUGGACAAAAAAAUAUAUUUUAUUUAUUUUGAACGGUAGUGUGUGUGUGUGUGUGUGUGUGUGUGUGUGUGUGUGUGUGUGUGUUUAUAUGUGUGUAUGUAUGUAUAUAUAUAUAUACAGUUGAAGUCGGAAGUUUACAUACACCUUAGCCAAAUACAUUUAAACUCAGUUUUUCACAAUUCCUGACAUUUAAUCCUAGUAAAAAUUCCCUGUUUUAGGUCAGUUAGGAUCACCACUUUAUUUUAAGAAUGUGAAAUGUCAGAAUAAUAGUACAGUGAUUUAUUUGAGCUUUUAUUUCUUUCAUCACAUUCCCAGUGGGUCAGAAGUUUACAUACACUCAAUUAGUAUUUGGUAGCAUUGCCUUUAAAUUGUUUAACUUGGCCAAACGUUUCAGGUAGCCUUCCACAAGCUUCCCACAAUAAGUUGGAUGAAUUUUGGCCCAUUCCUCCUGACAGAGCUGGUGUAACUGAGUCAGGUUUGUAGGCCUCCUUGCUCGCACACGCUUUUUCAGUUCUGCCCACACAUUUUCCCAAACAGUUCUAUUUUUGUUUCAUCAGACCAGAGGACAUUUCUCCAAAAAGUACGAACUUUGUCCCCAUGUGCAGUUUCAAACCGUAGUCUGGCUUUUUUAUGGCUGUUUUGGAGGAGUGGUUUCUUCCUUGCUGAGCGGCCUUUCAGGUUAUGUCGCUAUAGGACUUGUUUUACUGUGGAUAUAGAUACUUUUGUACCUGUUUCCUCCAGCAUCUUCACAAGUUCCUUUGCUGUUGUUCUGGGAUUGAUUUGCACUUUUUGCACCAAAGUACGUUGAUCUCUAGGAGACAGAACGAGUCUCCUUCCAGAGCGGUAUGACGGCUGCGUGGUCCCAUGGUGUUUAUACUUGCGUACUAUUGUUUGUACAGAUGAACGUGGUACCUUCAGGCAUUUGGAAAUUGCUCCCAAGGAUGAACCAGACUUGUGGAGGUCUACAAAAAAUGUUCUGUUUUAAUGACUCCACUGUAUAGUGCAUGCAUACUAAAAACAGUCACUAACCCAGAUAAUCUCCAUGUACGUAUAGAGACAUUUUAACUGCCUGAAUCUGCUCCAUCCCACUGAGUUGAGGUAAAAUACAAAUAGAAACCAGCACACACUCCGGCCCCUGAACCAGAGUUUUCCUCUGAUGUAGACAUUCUGACUUAGUUAACCCCCCUCCCUUUCCAUCCUCAGGCCAAUCAGAAGCUGUUGCAGGAGGCGGAGAGGCAGGCCAUCCAGACCAUGCGGCAGGGUGGGGCUCUGACUGGCAAGUUUGUCAGCACCUCGUCCCUGCCGGCAUCAUGCCUGCCACCUGGGAUGCAACACGACUUAGACUCCCCCCAGGCCCCCAACAGCCACAGCAGUCACUCCUCCCUACUGCAGCACGUCCUCCUGCUGGAGCAGGCCCGCCAGCAGAGUGCCCUCCUCUCAGGUACAUCUACCAACAUAUAUUUAUACUCUUAUAUCCCUGCCAGGAGAGUGUCCUACUUGCAGGUAAAUAUAGAUGCAAAUACAUACUGCCUCUUCUGAAACACGUCUCUCUGACUCCUCCUCCCUCCAGUCCCUAUGUACGGUCAGUCGCCGUUGGUGACGGGGGAGUGGGUGUCCAACAGUAUGCGCACGGUGAACAAGCUGCCACGCCACCGGCCCCUGAGCCGUACCCAGUCUGCACCCCUCCCCCAGAGCCCCCAGGCCCUGCAGCAGCUCGUCAUGCAGCAGCAGCACCAGCACUUCCUGGAGAAGCAGAAGCAGUACCAGCUCAACAAGGUAGGGGGCGCCACAAGAAACAUUACUACAGUAUUAGUGGUUAUGGUUAUUUGUGUUUGCGGGUAAAAAAGUAUUAUAUGCCAUUUGCUUGGACUGGGGGGUGUAGUAUACUGUACAUGCCUCUGUGGCAGCAGUGCCUAACUCUCCCUAUCUGUCAACCACACCAGAUUCUGUCAAAAGGGGUGGAGCUUCCUCGCCAGCCACCCACCCACCCCGAAGAGACUGAGGAGGAGCUCACAGAGACGCAGGAGAUGCAGGAGGAGGGGUCAGGGGCGGGGUCUGAGCGUCUGGGGGAGGGGCGUCUUCAGGAGCAGAGGCUCCAGAAGGAAGGGUCGGGGGAGACGUCGCCCCCCUCGGAACGCCUGCUGACCCCCCUGAAGGGCGAGAGCACAGAGAGCGACCUGGAGGAAGAGGAUGAUGAAGAUGAGGCCAUCGAGCUGAGGGAGUGUGACGAGGAAGGCGUACCUUUCGGCCAGGUAAAUACUCAAUUUUUUUAAAGACAUUUAGCAUUGAAUCUUACUUUGGUAGAGAAAAACUAAAUGUAUUGCCUUGCAAGUUUAACACUAACUAAGAUUACUUUCUGUAAGAAAAUCAGAGAGCCAAUAAGAGGUGCAAAUAGUUUAUUUAUAAACCAUGAGUUUCAUUGUCAUUCCCUGUACUAUGAUUCAUUUUGAUAAAAUCAAAUCAAAGUUUAUUGGUGUUAUAGCAGGUGCAGCAAAAUACUUGUUUCACUAGCUCCUAACAGUGCAGUAAAAAUAUUCAGACCCCAUUCGUUGUUGAAUUUCCCAAAUCUGUUCCGGUGACGUCUGUCUGUGAUGACUAAAUCUAGUGACUUGAUUCGUCAUUUUACCUCUUAUAAUGGGCCAUUCAUGACUUAAUGCAUGAAACUGUCUAGAAUGAGCAAUCACUCCAGAGAGGGGGGUAGAUUGCAGAAGUGACCUACCAAAAGAUCAGUAGCAAAGGCUAUGCAGUUACAUAGCCAUGUCCAGCAGAUUUCACAGUAUAUAAAAUAAUUCAUAAAAAUAACACCCAGCACUCACACCUAUUUCAAAUAGUUAUGUUACAUAGUUCUCAGUAGGAUAAACUUCUAACACAAUGUUUGAUAAAUUUAGAUUUUUUGCAGUGGUGCAAAAAAAGGAAGGAACGUCAUUAGCGAUUUGGCUACGUAGAUUGGCGUUCACACCCAGUUUGAGUGGUGGGUUCAGUUUUGCGGGGGCCUGGUGAUUUAGAAAAGGGUAUCCCCUCUCGGAGGGCAGAGUGGCUGCGCUGUGCGAGGCAUCAUCAUCAUAGCUCCCUACAGAAGAGAGAGAGCCUUAAUUCUCACCCACCCAUGAGUCAUCCAUCGCACUUAGCAGGAAAUAAAGGAACAAGCUCUCUCGAGAAUGAAUCGCCUGCAGUUCUUUCACAAAUUACCAAGAGGAUAAGCAGCUCCAGUUAAAAGUUGUUAAACAAAAGUUGCGAAAGGGCAAGUGGCCUAUUUUUUUAUAUCCGAAUCAAAUUCAUUACUACAGGUAAUCAAGAUGGAUUGAAUUUGGGUUUAGCUGGCAUUAGCCCAGACAGAAACUCUACUCAGUUGUUGAUUACAUAUAUUUGGAUCCUCAUCAGUGCCGCAUACUCUUUUAUGAAGACCUAAACAUUACAAUAUAAUACAGUACACGGCCACAUUUGGCUAUGUGCUGUUUGUUAUCAUAUUUGGCUCUAAAUUAUGGUCAUUGACAGCAAUUAAUACGUAACAUUAAAAAGAGGGGGAAAGAAUGGACAUGUUAUGUGGUCACGUUUCUCGAGAAUAAAUCAUAUUCCAGUGUGUAUGUUUGCUGUUUGUGCGUUGGAGGGGGGAAGAACCAAUGCAGCGAGGGAGAUUAUAUAAAAAAAAAACUCUCCUACUCCCACACACCAUUGAGAAAAAAUAUCAGAAGAGAGAAAAGCAUCAGAAUUCAGUCUGCGUUUUCUUCUCCCACUCAACGCGUGCACACCCACCCUCCCCUGCCCUUGCUGCUUUUUCUCAUUUCAGUGAAUGGACUCAUCUGUGACUCAUCUCUCCUUGGUGAAUCAUUCCCCUCUCUCCCUCCCACCCCCGCCUCUCUCUCCCCCUUCUUUCUUCACCAUGCCUGCCCUUCUCUCCCCCAUUCUCCCCCUUUCUCCCCUGCACUUUACACCAAUUCACCGCUCACCAGGGAGCUAGGCUGCUGCAGUACUAUUUCUGUUGUGACGGGCUAGAGGGAUAGGGGUUUUUAGGGUAUGGGGGGGAGGGAGGGAGGGAGCAGGGGUGUAUGCAGUCAUUCUGUAGAGAAAUCCUGAAAAACAUAUUUUGGCAUUCUAGUCAGCGACACAGAAGGGCCCCCCCUCCCUGCACACACACACCCUCUGAACUUUUUUUUUUUUCCCUCUGACUCUGCUCUACUUGUCUGCUGUGGUGCCUUGAAUACAAAUUGAUCUGAGCCGCCCUGUGUGUGUGUGUGUGUGUGUGUGUGUGUGUGUGUGUGUGUGUGUGUGUGUGUGUGUGUGUGUGUGUGUGUGUGUGGUGUGUGUGUGUGUGUGUGUGUGUGUGUGUGUGUGGUGUGUGUGUGUGUGUGUGUGUGUGUGUGUGUGUGUGAGAGAGAGAGAGAGAGAGAGAAUCUCUCGUUAAAAAGGGGUUAGCAAGGUGUGGGCCUGCCGGACCGGUGUGUGUGUCCGCGUAAACUCCGCUCCCAUCUCAAGUUCUUCAGCUCCUGUCUGAAUGUGUAGUGCUUCUCCCAUUGACAGAAAGCAGAGCCCCGUUAGCUCAGCCACUGUGUUUACAGCUGGGGAAUGGUCAGAGUAGUCUUUUGGCUGUUGGGAAGGCUUGGUCCUUGUCUUGCCCUGCCUUUUGAGGCUCGUACGUGGAUACAUGUUUGCCUUUGGGUUUCUACCCAGGGCCCAUGUUUAGUCUAUACAGGCUUAAUUUAGCUCCACCUCCCUCCCAUUUUCCCCUCGUUCCAUUGGCCUGAAGUGGCAGCUUCAGUUUACAGCUAUUGUGAAAUGUCACCUCUCUCAAGGUUGCAGUAUUUCUAUCCGAUGUAAACAAUGAAAGCCACAGAGCUGUAAUUGACGACCAAUGUCUGAUUUUUAUUUAGCUAUGUAUGUUCAAUGUGAGGUACUAAGCCCAUUCCCUCACACUGAAGUCCAGUCAGUGUCUCAUGAUGAAAGACAGUAUUCAAAGUGUUAGCUGGUAUUCAAAAUCCCUCUAUUUGUUCUUUCUUCCCCAAUUUUCCGACCAGCAUCACCUGCAGCAGCUCAAUGUUUUCCAGGCAUCCCUGUCCAUCUCGGGCAUGCCCCACAGACCUCUGGGAAGGGCCCAGUCCUCCCCUGCCACUGCCAGCCUCAAGGGGGCGCAUAUGGGUGAGGUCCCCAUCAAGCACCUCUUCACUACAGGUACGCUUCUUUGGUUUUUGGAACAGAUGACACACAAAGUUAGAUGAUCAGGACCCAUUGAACAAUAUGAAAGAUAAACUGCCUCAACUUAGUUAUCUAUCUGAAUCUCUGUAUUUUUUUUGUCAUUGUGGUAGAUAUUAGAGCUUUAACAAUGGAUCCCCAUUAGUUACAAACACUAACGAAAGCAAUUGGCUUUAGAGAAAAGACACUUUCAGAAAACAAAUGCUUUCCUAGCCAGUCCAUGGUCAAAUGGCCCUGCAGAACAGGACGUGUUGACUAAGUCAAUGGUUCAUGGGGCGGCGCACAAUUGGCCCAGCGUUGUCCAGGGUAGGGGAGGGAAUGGCCGGCAGGGAUGUAGCUCAGUUGGUAGAGCAUGGCGUUUGCAACGCCAGGGUUGUGGGUUCGAUUCCCACGGGGGGCCAGUAUGAAAAAUAAAAAAAUAAUGUAUGCACUAACUGUAAGUCGCUCUGGAUAAGAGCGUCUGCUAAAUGACGUAAAUGUUCCCAAACAGUGGGGCGUGGCGAGGGGUCGGCAGGAACUCAGUCCGGCUUUAAACGUACUCUUAAAAGUUGUAAUAGUAGAAUGCACAAGGUGCAAUUUCAAAAUUGGGAAUUGCAUCAUCAGAUCCUCUUGUCAUGUUAGUUAUUACAUACUUUAGAGAGCUAUUUAUAACUUGUCAGAAAUGUCCCAUGUCAGCUAACGUUUUUUUAUUUAGUUUUUUUUAGCCCAUACAUAUUGUUGUAAUUUUUUUGUCAUUCAAAUAUCACAUGAAUAAACAUUAGACAUGACAAAAUGUGUAGAAUUGCAGGAAAUAAGCUUUAAACCUGCAAAGUUCUCUCCACCAACAAGAGGGGUAUGAACAGUUUGUGUCAGGAACAGUGCUAGUGCCCAUAGAAAUAGACGUGGUGCGUGCUGUGCGGGAUGUUCCCCAAUGCUGGGCCCCUAGUGAAAAGGUUUGGGAACCUCUGGACUAUGAUGAGUCCAAUAAGGGCAGAGGCAAGCAUCCUGGGUGUCAUUAUUUCAGCAGAGAAAAUAAUAAUAGCGAGAGCCUGCAGGGUUGGAUCUGAUGAAACCAUGAUGGCAGGACGAUAUUGAACAUGAAAAAAGCCAUUAGAGAUGAUUAUGGUCUUACUAUGCUCUGACCUGCUGGGUAAUGGGGUUAUGAAUGGUGUGGUUACCAUUUGUUCUGAGAGAGAAGUUGCAGAGAGGUUGCACUGUGGUUGGUCUCGUUCCUACCCUGCCUUGAAAAGUUACAUUUUCUCCUCUUCUUUCCAUCUUUCUCUCUUUUUCUUUCCCUUAUCUUUCUCUCUCUCCAUCUCACUCAUGCCGUCCCUUUCUCUCCAUCUUUCUCUUACUCCCUCCCUCUCUCCUUCUCCUAUCAUCUCCUCCUUCUCAGGGUUGGUGUACGACACCUUUAUGCUGAAGCACCAGUGUAUGUGUGGGAACACCCACAUCCACCCGGAGCACGCCGGCCGCAUCCAGAGUGUGUGGUCCCGGCUGCAGGAGACAGGGCUGCUGGGCCGCUCUGAGGUGAGAGCACCCUGCACACUACAGCUAGAAUAGUGACCAGCUCCGUUCCAUAUUUCCAAAGAGAAUUUCUUCUCAGUAACUUAUCUGGACCGAAACAAGAGGGUGGAAUAUAUAUGUGGAGAUGAGAAUGAGAUAUAUCCAUAAUUAGUUCUAGUUCAUUUAAAAAAUCACUUGCCAAUUAGCAAUACAGCAUAACCCUGAAUGAAAUUGAUGUAUUGUGUGCUACGUGUGUUUUCCUUUACCGUGUACAGAGGAUUCGGGGGAGGAAGGCCACGUUGGAUGAGAUCCAGACGGUGCAUUCAGAAUACCACACCCUGCUGUACGGCACCAGUCCCCUCAACAGACAGAAACUAGACAGCAAGAAGCUCUUAGGUGUCUAACCUCAUCUCUUCAUACCUUUACUCCUCAGAUAUAUUGAUGUGAUUGUGUGGUGUGCGCACAUGCAUUUGUGUGUUUCCCUGGCCAUUUUGCUCGAAUGGUGGAAACAAGAUUUGCCCCAAGCAUCCUUGAAAGUAGUGACUGCCCCUCUCCUUUCCAUCCACCCACACACACACACACUCACACGCAGUCAGGUGGAUUGUUUGAAGGCUUAGCUCCCCUGACAGGCGCAGGGGGGUAUUUUUAGGCAUGCUGGUUGAGGGGAAAGGGCCCCAGACGCCCGUCCACCCCCGUCUGGGUGACUCAUAGCUAGGCUGGGCCUCAUCGAGGAGGGGUGGGGGGGGAUGACUGGAUCAGCUGCAACACAGCACUGCAGCGACUGAGCCGUCGACUACACACACACGCACACACACAUACAUACACACAUACACACACACUUCAAAGUGAGUUCACUCUAUGUGCGGUGCUGAGCAGAACAGGACUCAGGGCAAAUUGCAGACAUCAAUGGUAAAAAACAACUAUACAAGUAUUCAGACCCCUUGACUUUUUCCACAUUUUGUUACGCUACAGCCUUAUUCUAAAAUGGAUUAAAUAAAUGUUUUUCCUCAUCAAUCUACACACAAUUCCCCAUAAUGACAAAGCGAAAACAGGCUUUUAGACAUUUUUGCAAAUCUAUUAAAAAUUAAAAACAUACCUUAUUUACAUAAGUAUUCAGACCCUUUGCUAUGAGACUCGAAAUUGAGCUCAGGUGCAUCAUGUCUCCAUUGAUCAUCAUUGAUGUUUCUACAACUUGAUUGGAGUCCACCUGUGGUAAAUUCAAUUGAUUGGACAUGAUUUGGAAAGGCACACACCUGUCUAUAUAAGGUCCCACAGUUGACAGUGCAUAUCAGAGCAAAAACCAAGCCAUGAGGUCGAAGGAAUUGUCCGUAGAACUCCGAGACAGGAUUGUGUCAGAGCACAAAUCUGGGGAAGGGUACCAAAACAUUUCUGCAGCAUUGAAGGUCCCCAAGAACACAGUGGCCUCCAUCAUUCUUAAAUGGAAGACGUUUGGAACCACCAAGACACUUCCUAGAGGUUUUUUUUUACAACAACAAAAAUGUGAUUAUAAAAAUGCUGCUUUUGCUUUGUCGUUAUGGGGUAUUGUGUGUAGAUUGAUGAAGAAAAAAACAAUUUCAUCAAUUUUAGAAUAAGGCUGUAACGUAACAAAAUGUGGAAAAGGGGAAGGGGUCUGAAUACUUUAUGCCGAGCAUCUUGGAAAAAAACUCUCCCUGCUAGGAAGGCUUAAGUUGGAUCACAAAAGUGUGUGUGAGAUAACAUUUUGAAAUGUGGCUAAAUAGUGUUUAACUUGUUUAAACUACAACCUAACCUUUGCUCCCUGUCCCCAUUGGCUCCUUAAGGUCCAAUCAGUCAGAAGAUGUACGCUGUGUUGCCCUGUGGAGGCAUUGGGGUGAGUCGUCCGUCCAUUCACCCAUCUAUCCAUCCAUCCAUCCAUCCAUCUACCAACCCUUUAAAUACACCAGUCCAUCCAUCUCAUGUAUCCUUUAGUCCAGUCCAUUUGAUUAAUCGCUAUCAAAUGCAUUUAUAAUGGAGGUACAUUUACAUUUUAGUUAGAGGUAGAGAUUGGAUAAUAAUACAGUAUCAGAAAGUAUCAUGCAGUUUAAUUGUAGGAUAUUCAAUAAACAUAAGCGGCACAAAGCUGAGCAUUACAUCACCUACAGCAGUGUCAUCAUUAUGUUAUCAGUGUUAAAAGAACAGUAGCAGGGUGGUGAUGAGUGUAUACUCUAUUGCCCUCUGCAGGUGGACAGUGACACUGUGUGGAACGAGAUGCACUCUUCGGGCGCUGUCCGAAUGGCUGUUGGCUGCGUCAUCGAGCUGGCUUUCAAAGUGGCCGCCGGGGAACUUAAGGUAACAGAGUGUAGAGUUAUAUUACCAGCCUCUCUCCAUUCCACUUCAGUUUGAUUGAAAGUUGUCAGGGGCAACCUUUAACCUUAUGAAAUGAACAAUAUGUAAUAAUCAUGUAAUAUACACUGUGGGUUUGUUCAUGGGUGGACACGGUAGUAGCCUAAUCAAUAAGCACUUGUUUUGUCGAUGGAUAGGCCUACUCAACAUUUUCUCAUGAACGGUUUCUCUCUCUCUCGCCUCUCCAUUUCAGAAUGGUUUUGCCGUGGUGCGUCCACCAGGCCAUCACGCUGAGGAAUCCACUGCCAUGUGAGUACACCCAGGGAAUCAUCGGUAGGGGCAGGGGAGUGGCUAGGGGGCAUCAGGGGAGUUGGUUGAAGUUUCAUAGAGACAUGACGUGUGCGAUGGUUGAUAUAAUAAUUGGUACAAGCGUCCAUUUUGAGUAGCUACUGGGUAGGGCCCUUAAACAAUCUCCCUGUUUGUGUUGAUAAAAGAAAACGGACAUAUUUUGUGUCUGUCUUUGUCUGCAGGGGCUUCUGCUUCUUCAACUCAGUGGCCAUCACAGCCAAGCUGCUAAAACAGAAACUAGGAGUGGGCAAGAUCCUCAUCGUGGACUGGGUGAGUGGGUCGUAUGUUGUUAGUGAGGCCCUGUGUGCUAGUGAGGCCCUGUAUGUGCUAGUGUUGCCAUGAUACCAAAACAUAUACCAUACGUUAUGUGAUCAAUGCUAGUCAUGUAUUAUUAUUCACAUAUCCAUUCUCUCUCUCCAGGAUAUUCACCAUGGUAACGGGACACAGCAGGCCUUUUACAAUGACCCCAACGUGCUUUACAUUUCCAUGCAUCGCUACGACGAUGGAAACUUCUUCCCCGGCAGUGGGGCUCCUGAAGAGGUGGGGGUUGGACCUGGUGUUGGAUUCAACACAAACAUCGCGUGGACAGGGGGCGUAGAACCGCCCAUGGGUGACGUGGAGUACCUGACUGCCUUCAGGUGAAGAGACUGUUGUUGGUCAUUAGCUGAACGAGCAGCAACAUUGGCACUGAUCUUUCAUUCAUAUGAACAGGCUCUGCUUAUUUAGCAAUUUGCACACUGCUUAGUUCUUGCAGAUGGUCUGGAAACGUAAGACAUUACAAUGACGUUCUCCAUCUUGUCUGCUAUACAGGACGGUGGUGAUGCCCAUAGCCAACGAGUUCUCCCCUGAUGUGGUCCUAGUGUCGGCUGGGUUUGAUGCCGUGGAGGGCCAUCAGUCCCCUCUGGGAGGAUACAACGUCACUGCUAAAUGUAAGUUGAACAUUACUCUGUCUUUACUUGUCUGUCAGUUUUUCUGCCAAGCCUUUUCCAUAGAGUGUGCUUUUAUAGGAGGGUCCUCCAGCUAAUUGUAUAUGCUUAACACUACUACCCCCUGCUGGAAGAAUAGUACUAAACCACUAGAAGAAAAGCCAGACACUCCAUAGGAACAUUGAAGUACCUCAAUUAUUUCCUGUCAUAAACCUGCACAAAACUAGAAUUCCCACGCAAACCUCUCCUAUUUACAUCAAUGCAUGAUUUACUCAGAAGAUUAUACUCAGUACAGGGUCAGUAGAGUGUUGAACCCUUCUCAGGUUUCGGCCACCUCACCAAGCAGCUGAUGAAGCUGGCGGGGGGACGUGUGGUCCUGGCGCUGGAAGGAGGUCACGACCUCACGGCCAUCUGUGACGCUUCCGAGUCCUGCGUGGCGGCCCUGCUCGGCGACGAGGUAUGACAUCAUCCGCUAUAGGAGGAGGGGAGAGUGGCGUGAUGUCACAUACACUACAUGUCAUUUGGUAGAGAUGGAUGUAAUUGUUCAGAGAAAAAAUAAUCUCUGUCUAUCUCUCCCUCCCUCUACAGUGGCGUGCGAAAGUAUUCACCCCCCCUUGGCAUUUUUCUUAUUUUGUUGCCUUACAACCUGGAAUUAAAAUAGAUGUUGGGGGGGUUUGUACCAUUUGAUUUACACAACAUGCCUACCACUUUGAAGAUGCAAAAUAUUUUUUAUAGUGAAACAAAAAAGAAAUAAGACAAAAAAACAGAAAACUUGAGCGUGCAUAACUAUUCACCCCCCCCAAAGUCAAUACUUUGUAGAGCCACCUUUUGCAGCAAUUACAGCUGCAAGUCUCUUGGGGUAUGUCUCUAUAAGCUUGGCACAUAUAGCCACUGGGAUUUUUGCCCGUUCUUCAAGGCAAAACUGCUCCAGCUCCUUCAAGUUGGAUGGGUUCCGCUGGUGUACAGCAAUCUUUAAGUCAUACCACAGAUUUUCAAUUGGAUUGAGGUCUGGGCUUUGACUAGGCCAUUCCAAGACAUUUAAAUGUUUCCCCUUAAACCACUCGAGUGUUGCUUUAGCAGUAUGCUUAGGGUCAUUGUCCUGCUCGAAGGUGAACCUCCGUUCCAGUCUCAAAUCUCUGGAAGACUGAAACAGGUUUCCCUCAAGAAUUUCCCUGUAUUUAGCGCCAUCCAUCAUUCCUUCAAUUCCCACCAGUUUCCCAGUCCCUGCCGAUGGAAAAACAUCCCCACAACAUGAUGCUGCCACCACCAUGCUUCACUGUGGGGAUGGUGUUCUCGGGGUGAUGAGAGGUGUUGGGUUUGCGCCAGACAUAGCGUUUUCCUUGAUGGCCAAAAAGCUCAAUUUUAUUCUCGUCUGACCAGAGUACCUUCUUCCAAAUUUUUGGGGAGUCUCACACGUGCCUUUUGGCGAACACCAAACGUGUUUGCUUAUUUUUUUCUAUAAGCAAUGGCUUUUUUCUGGCCACUCUUCCGUAAAGCCCAGCUCUGUGGCAUGUACGGCUUAAAGUGGUCCUAUGAACAGAUACUCCAAUCUCCGCUGUGGAGCUUUGCAGCUCCUUCAGGGUUAUCUUUGGUCUCUUUGUUGCCUCUCUGAUUAAUGCCCUCCUUGCCUGGUCUGUGAGUUUUGGUGGGCGGCCCUCUCUUGGCAGGUUUGUUGUCAUGCCGUAUUCUUUCCAUUUUUUAAUAAUGGAUUUAAUGGUGCUCCGUGGGAUGUUCAAAGUUUCUGAUAUUUUUUUAUAACCCAACCCUGAUCUGUACUUCUCCACAACUUUGUCCCUGACCUGUUUGGAGAGCUCCUUGGUCUUCAUGGUGCCACUUGCUUGGUGGUGCCCCUUGCUUAGUGGUGUUGCAGACUCUGGGGCCUUUCAGAACAGGUGUAUAUAUGCUGAGAUCAUGUGACACUUAAAUAAAGUCCACCUGUGUGCAAUCUAACUAAUUAUUUGACUUCUGAAGGUAAUUGGUUGCACCAGAUCUUAUAUAGGGGCUUCAUAGCAAAGGGGGUGAAUACAUAUGCGCGCACCACUUUUCUGUUAUUUAUGUUUUAGAUUUUUUUUAAACAAGUUAUUUGGACUAUUUUGUGUAUGUCCUUUACAUGAAAUCCAAAUAAAAAUCUAUUUAAAUUACAGGUUGUAAUGCAACAAAAUAGGAAAAACGCAGAGGGGGAUGAAUACUUUUGCAAGGCACUGUACACUCUCUCUCUGUUUAUCUCUCCCUCCCUCUACACUCUCUCUCUGUCAGUUGGACCCCCUGCCCCAGGCUGUCCUGCAACAGAAGCCCUGUCCAAAAGCUGCUGCCUCUCUGGAGAGGGUCAUCGAGAUACAGAGUGAGUUAGCUCGCUAAAAUCAAAAUGAUCAUUGUGUUUUACCUGCACAUAUGCACUUAGUUGUGUUUGCGUCAUGUGUAUCACGUCACCCUUAAAAGUGACACGACUCUCUCUCUCUCUCUCCCUCCCAUAUCUUUCUCUUCCUGCAGGUAAACACUGGAGCUCUCUCCAAAGGUUGGCUCCCACGGUGGGCCAGUCCUUAAUGGAUGCCCAGCGGAGAGAGAAGGACGAGGCCGACACGGUCACCGCCAUGGCAUCGCUCACCGUGGAUACUGAGCAGGCUGCCGCUUCCACCGUCUCCACGGAGACUAGCAGGUAAACACCUGCACCAUUCACUCUUGAGGAUUUUAUGUGGUUUUGGAAUGGCUGUUUUAAGACAUCAGAUUCAUUCACAAGGCUGUGGGCCUGAAGUUCCACUGAGGCUUGUUAAAGUGUACACUUAUCAUAUAAGUUUUGCCCUACCUUCGUUGGUAGGGGCUUUUAUUUUGGCAUGACUAAGAGGCUUGUCUUGCUGUUUCCUGUUUGGUGUACCUGCAGGUCUACAGAAGAGCCAAUGGAAGAGGAGCCUGUCUUGUAGGAGGAAACAGAGAGUUGUCACGACAGCGCAACACCUUUGUCUCCACGUCCUUCGGCACUAGCCUUCUCCUGUCACCCCCUCCUCUCCACUUUCCAGCCCUCUCCCUCGCCUCACCUCCUUCCGUCCAUUUUCUGAGGAUUGAUGGACUUGUGCUUGCCUCCCUUUCCACCUCUCUGAGGUGAGUGUGUUAAAGUGUGUGUGGGAGAGGGGAGGCAGAACACAAACACUGACCUAAAGGGGGCAGCGGCGGAUAUUCGUGAUUGGUGGAGAAGCAGGAAGAGGCUGGACCUUUUGAGGAGCCUGUGUCUUUUGCUUUUUUCUUUCAAUCUUUUUUGUAUUCGUGGAGAAAGCAAAAGGCAGUGGAUCCAGGAGGGUGCCUCGGCUAUGGGGCCCGAGAAGCUUUGUACAUUUCUUGUCAUACUUUAUACUUUUCAGGAACAUUAGAACUGAAAAAGCCAACAAGCAGCAAAAAUAUUUCAACAGCCACAAAUACACUCAAACACACCCGCAUUAUACUAUACACACUAAGUUCCCAACAGAGGAACAACAAUGGGGUUGUAUCAAUGAAUAAUGCUCUUCCUUUCAGAGCAUGCGUACCUCUGUUCCUAUUUCGUGUCUGUCAUUUGGUAUUCUCAUGCGUCUGUUCAAUAAUCUGUUCAAAGAAGCACACAAACAUAUAUGAUAUGUAUAUUUGCAUAUAUAUAAAUACUGUAUAUUCCUUUCACUGUAUCCGAUAUCAGCUGUGGUUGUGGAGUGGAGGUCGAGCUGUGGAGCCUGCCAAGGGGGACUUACUGGCUGAAGGAGACAACAUAUCGCUCCAAUUCAGCCCUUACUUUUUUUCCUUCAGGAAGCCUCAGCUCCCUCCACUUUGUAUGGGACAUAAUGCAUUUUGAGGUGGUUUUUACCCUUCUACUUUGUUUGGACUAUCAAAAAACAAAUACACACCCACACUCAAACUUACCGCCUGGUGCAAUGAACGGAUUGAACGAGGAAGGAUUCUGUGGAAUGAUGCUUGGAUUAUACAUUUUUUGUCUCACGCUUGCUGCUGGGACUGGGAGACUUGUGGUGGUCAUGAGACUGGAGAAAGACGUUUUUAGAAGAAGAACUUGGUGCCUUUUAUAUAAAAUAUCCCUGAUAACACCAACUACACCACCACUUAGCGGAACACAGGACAGAAAGACUCUUGUUACUCUCAUGUCUGUUUUGUUUGUAUAUUUGUUUGCUUGUUUCUUUCUUUCAAAAUGCCUUAAUUUCCUCCAGAGAAUGCACCAUUUUAGCCAUCUCCACAGAGAUAGGAUUCUACUCCUAUGUCCUCUCUCUUUUUUCCUCUUUCUUUCUGGGUUUGUGUAAUACUCUAGGUCAAAGGUCAGUGUGGCCUUAAUGACUGAGUUUUUUUGCGUCCUUUAUCAAUCCCGGGCCGUACAUACACGGCUGACGGUAUGAUUGUGAGGAAAUUUGAACGCUACAGCGACCAACUUUUUUUUGCUAUGUCACUUGUAAAUACUGUAUCCUGUUCUGUUCUGGCUAACCCCUCAACCUGAGACGGUUCAAUCACAAACUCUUUGUUUUUCCAUUUGUUUAGAGAGGAAGGACUGAACUUGGUCACUUUUUUAAACAAACGUUUUAUUUUGUAAAAAAUAAGAUAUAUACGAAUAAUGAUAAUAAGUGUUAAUCCAAUCAAAUUGGAUAUGAAUAUUAUAUUUGAGAAGAGUAAAAAAAAGACUUGAUGUUAAAGCCACCUAAGCACAUUGUGUUUCUGUUUUCCAAUCAAUGUUUUGUUGUUUUUUCUAAGUGCCAUUUGUUUUUUCCACACACAAAAAAAGAGACAAAACAGAAAUGGUGAUUUUGUGAUGUGGGGGUGGAUCUCAUUUGGCAAAUAAUGAUGAGCAAGCACCACUUUAGAUGUUUACACUGCAAUACCCCGAUCCCUCGAAACUGUUGCCCACUUGUCAGCUGUCAUAAACCCUUUAUUUGACUUAGUGUCCAGGUGCUGUUUUAUCUGGCCUCCGUUGCUGCCAUCAAUAUUUAUAUUUCUCAAUCAAUGAAAAGUGUUUGCACUUGAUGCAUAUAUGAUAAAACAAAUUAAAUACUAAGAGGUCUUUGGAAAAAAUAUAUUUUUCAGUGGGAAUUAGCACAAGCUAUUAUAAUCAUGCUUAAGGAAUUCAUACAAAUCAUGUAGCCUAUAUCUACUACAGUAUGGAAACUGACACCUUCCUUAAAGACAUACUCCGGAACUUUUGGCGACUACUAAGUAUUUUUUAAACCUCCCGCUUUGGGCUGGAUGUGUCAAUGUGUAGUUCAUA
Messenger RNA from Coregonus sp. 'balchen', 30086 nucleotides. Lineage: Eukaryota; Metazoa; Chordata; Actinopteri; Salmoniformes; Salmonidae. The record is from the annotation of a GenBank genome assembly.